Trametes versicolor FP-101664 SS1 is the source of this 752-nucleotide messenger RNA. RefSeq names its product ARF/SAR. The coding region runs from base 49 to 618 and encodes 189 amino acids. NCBI's taxonomy places the organism in Eukaryota, Fungi, Basidiomycota, Agaricomycetes, Polyporales, Polyporaceae. Gene Ontology annotation, cellular component: COPII vesicle coat; endoplasmic reticulum exit site. Gene Ontology annotation, molecular function: GTPase activity; GTP binding. Gene Ontology annotation, biological process: vesicle organization; intracellular protein transport; membrane organization. The record is from RefSeq and is a predicted model, not a curated record. The transcript is spliced from 7 exons.
CCAUCGCCUCCUCCUUCGCUCGCCCGCUUCCUCUUCUACGACAACGCUAUGUUCAUCAUCAACUGGUUCUGGGAUGUCCUCGCGCAGCUUGGCCUUCUGCACAAGAACGCCAAAAUCCUCUUCCUCGGGCUCGACAAUGCUGGCAAGACGACCCUCCUCCACAUGCUGAAGAAUGACCGUCUGGCAACCCUUCAACCCACGCUCCAUCCCACUUCGGAGGAGCUUGCCAUUGGCAACGUGAAGUUCACGACCUACGACUUGGGUGGUCACUUGCAGGCUCGCCGCCUCUGGCGCGACUACUUCCCCGAGGUUGAUGGCAUCGUCUUCCUCGUUGACAGUGCAGACUUCGAGCGUUUCGCUGAGUCCAAGGCGGAGCUCGACGCACUCCUCUCCAUCGAGGAGCUCUCGAAGGUUCCUUUCCUUAUCCUCGGCAACAAGAUCGACGCACCGGGCGCGGUGAGUGAGGAUGAGCUCCGGCAUCACCUGGGCCUGUACCAGACCACUGGCAAGGGCAAGGUCCCCCUCAACGACAUCCGUCCCAUUGAGAUCUUCAUGUGCUCAGUCGUGCAGCGCCAGGGGUACGGAGAAGGCUUCAGAUGGCUCUCACAAUACAUCUGAGCACAGUCAUCGACAUAUCACCUCCUCCCGGCUAACCUACUACUCUCAGUGAUUUACCGACGUAGACAUACGUGUUCUGGACUAGUUUUCUUUGUCUCAUUGUUCGUGUUGUGGAAUGUUACAUUGUUUCGCCU